AUGAACUUCGCGGGAUGGCAAUGUCAGAUUGCAUCAGAUCGCUUGGCGAUUAUUGGCUUGGAUGACGGGUUUGCCGCUGGAAGUGUUUCUGGCAGCAUCAGCACGGACUAUGCGAGGAUCUGCAUCGGUGUUCACUCGGGCACCAGAAGUACCAAGUGGAGAUGCUGCAUGUUAUCGAUGACCACUUUGGCAAGGUGCCCUCUCGCAUAUCGACUUGAGGGAAUCCUCCUAGGCAUCAUGGGACACGAUUCGACUGGAUGGGAUAUCCCGGCCCCUGUCCACGCCGUUGCGCCCUUGCACCCUCGCAUACCGGCUCCCGAAUUGCUGGCCUAA
Messenger RNA from Penicillium pulvis, 333 nucleotides. RefSeq lists its product as uncharacterized. The record is from RefSeq and is a predicted model, not a curated record. Lineage: Eukaryota; Fungi; Ascomycota; Eurotiomycetes; Eurotiales; Aspergillaceae. The coding region runs from base 1 to 333 and encodes 110 amino acids. The transcript is spliced from 3 exons.